AAAAAAUUUAUUAAUUUCAAGAUCCCAGCUCAUGGAAGUUUCCAUAUCCGCAGCAGCAUCUGAUGUCCACGAUCUACCGUCUCCUUCGUCCCUCUAUAAAGGCCACCUCUCCUUCUCCGUUUCUCUGCACAUCGAGUUCACACACGUACACACAAACACAGACGCACACUUCGGACAUUCUUAUUGCAAGACUCAGACACACCCAGAUAGUCCCAGACAGGCUUCUUGGCUUGAAAAUGAAGGCCAUGACAGAGAAAAGGUACGCCCUCUUGCUCGCGGCAAGAGACUCGGACUACGUGAAGAAAGUCUACGGCGGGUACUUCAACGUGUUCGUGGCGGCCUUCGGCGAGGACGGCGAGAGGUGGGACCUGUACAGGGUCGUGGAUGGGGAGUUCCCGGACAGGGACGAGCUCCACAAGUACGACGGGUUCGUCAUCAGCGGGAGCCCUUUCGACGCCUACGGCAACGACUACUGGAUCCUCAAGCUCUGCCUCCUCUUGCAAACUCUCGACGCCAUGGACAAGAAGAUGCUGGGGGUUUGCUUCGGCCACCAGGUGUUGUGCAGAGCAUUGGGGGGCAAGGUUAGGAAAGCGUACACAGGGUGGGACAUUGGGCUGAGGAAGGUGAAGAUUGUGAAGGACUUGUUCCCAUGUGGGUAUCUGAAUGAGAUGGACGAUAUCCCACCAGCUCUGUCCAUUAUUGAGUGCCAUCAAGAUGAGGUCUGGGAGGUCCCAACUGGUGCUGAAGUCAUUGCAUUCUCCGAGAAAACCGGCGUCGAGAUGUUCGCGGUCGGUGACCGCAUUCUCGGUAUUCAGGGCCACCCCGAGUACACCAAAGACAUUCUCUUCAAUCUCAUCGACCGCCUUCUGAACAACGACUGCAUCGAGAAAGGAUUCGCUGAAGAUGCCAAGUUUGCGUUAGAGAUGGCCGAACCAGAUCGGAAAUGCUGGGAAAGGAUCUGCAGAAACUUUCUCAAGGGAAGAUAGAAGGAUUGCUUACGUUCUUGUUCUUUUUUUUUUUUUUUUUGGUUCGAUUUUCGUUUCCUUUUAUGACUCCAUUACUGACCAAAAAUGGUUAGAAGAAACAAUGUACGAUCCUCAGUUCGUAUGGUAAAUAUAUGUACGUAUACUAACGACCGUCUUUUACAUCCUUGCCCGAACAAAUGUCAACUAUUGACACAACUUAUUGUUUGUGUCUACAUUCAAAUGUUCAUCCCUAAAAGUAA
Eucalyptus grandis is the source of this 1225-nucleotide messenger RNA. RefSeq names its product gamma-glutamyl peptidase 5. The record is from RefSeq and is a predicted model, not a curated record. Gene Ontology annotation, cellular component: cytosol. The transcript is spliced from 3 exons. The coding region runs from base 63 to 986 and encodes 307 amino acids. NCBI's taxonomy places the organism in Eukaryota, Viridiplantae, Streptophyta, Magnoliopsida, Myrtales, Myrtaceae.